Molecule: messenger RNA, 2914 nt
Organism: Marchantia polymorpha subsp. ruderalis
Lineage: Eukaryota; Viridiplantae; Streptophyta; Marchantiopsida; Marchantiales; Marchantiaceae
Source: the annotation of a GenBank genome assembly
GGAGGUGGAGUGGGGCCGACGUCGGGCCCGAGCCGACAGACGCGAGCCCGAGCGCGAGCUGGUCUUGUCGUCGCGCAGAGGAGGAGGGGGAAGGCAGGGCUCAGGGCGGGGCCUAGGACGCGGACGUAAGAAUCGCAGGCGAUGGCGAUGGGAGGCGUGACACGGCGAGCGCAGAAGAUUUCAGUUUUAUAUCUUUAUUUAAUAUUGGAGAGUCGAAUUCGAAGCGCAGGAGAGGCGCGGCUCGGUCUUCGGAGAGAGGCCGACGGUCUAGAAUAGUGGGGCGCGGUUGACAGUGCGUCAAAUCGUUCAGGGAUUCAUCGUGUUCGGUACUGGGGAAGGCGAGGGCGAGGAGCAGCCUCAAAUCCGACUGGCAUUGCCGCGCUCGUUGUGCGCGAGAGUGAGUAUUCGUAGCCAUUUAUCAUCGACUCGCUUGCGCACGUACAGCUGCUGCAGCUGCUUCUUUCCAUCCUCCCUGUUCCCUCCGGCCUCCCCUCCGCUCGCUGCAAGAGUGCAAGACCGAUUGAGUUCAUUCACGCGUUGCGGAAUCAGGGGAUGCUCAGGCGGGCGGAUCUUUCCUAGCAAAGCGCACCAUCAGCCUACUACGAACUAGAUACUGCAGGCCAUCGGGACAGGGGGCUCACAUACACGCGCACACACAGGGAAAAGAGGGAAAUACUGGCGGACAGAUCGACAGACGCCGGAGCGAGAUAGCGAGAUAGCGAGAGAACGAGAGAGAGAUUGAGCGGGAGGGAGUUUGGUUGGAGAAGAAGAAGAAGAAACAUUGGCAAAUUGUAGAGAGACGGAAGUAGCCGAGUCCAGGAAAGGAGGGGAGUAAAUGGUCGAUGUUAGUGAAUGGCGGCAGGUUGCGCCUGAUUUGUGGAUGGAGGGAUUGAGCGAGGCAGGAAAACUUGAGAAAGCCUCUGGAGGAGAUUGCGAACGCGUGGCUUGGGUUUGUGAAGGCAAGAGUUGGGGUCAGGGAAGUGGUCUCAAUUCCAACGAGAUUCGGUUGAGGGAUUUGAAGAGUGGCGCUGGAAUGUCGACUGCAAAUCUGUUGCCAGGAAGAGACGGUUGGGUAGCCGAAUAACAGCGUAUGUUGUACAACGCGGGGUUGAACCUUUGCCACUGACUCCAUUGCCCUACGUUUGAAUCGUGAGCGGGCUUUGUUUGUUAAUUAAGGGGCUAUUACGAGCUGUUUGCAAGUAGUGGAACUUCGGCUCUCGCCCACAGACGCGUGUUUCGGGUGUAUGAUUUCACUCAAGAGUUACUUGACUGCUAUCUUGACAAGUCCACUCGAUUGUGUUUUUCCAUUCUUGGAAAACGUGGUGAACGUCAGCAUAGUUCUCAUAAUGGGCUGCUUCAGCUCAAAACAAAUGAAACAGCCACCUGGAUACGAGGAUCCAAUCAUACUUGCGCAAGAGACAGCAUUUAGUGUAAGCGAAGUGGAGGCCUUGUAUGAGUUAUUUAAGAAACUUAGCUCCACUGUCAUCGAUGACGGUCUUAUUCACAAGGAAGAGUUCCAGCUUGCGCUCUUCAAGAACAGCAAGCGAGAAAACCUGUUCGCAGAUCGGGUGUUUGAUCUCUUUGACACAAAGCAAAAUGGUGUCAUCGAGUUUGGGGAGUUCGUAAGGGCUCUCAGCGUCUUCCAUCCAAGUGCUCCAACAGAUGAUAAAAUUGAAUUUGCGUUCAAGCUUUAUGACCUGAGAAAGACAGGGUACAUCGAGCGGGAAGAGGUCAAGCAAAUGCUCAUCGCUCUUCUGUCAGAAUCAGACAUGAAACUGACAGAUGACGUAAUUGAGGCGAUCCUUGACAAGACAUUUGCUGAGGCGGAUACCAAGCACGAUGGUAGAAUUGACAAAGAGGAAUGGAGAAAUCUCGUCAUGAAGCAUCCUACUUUGAUGAGAAAUAUGACCCUUCCCUAUCUAAAGGAUAUAACCACGUCAUUUCCCAGCUUCGUGUUCCAUUCUGAAGUGGACGAUUCAAAUACUUGAUUAUAAAUGGCCCGGGUUAGUAAUUUUUUCCGAAGAAUUUGUAAAUUAUGAAAUGCCACAAAGCUUGACCUUGCCAAGCUCAACUUAGUAAUUUACCACUGACUUAUUUGUUAGGGUUUUGAAGUAGGUAGAGAAUAGUGGCCUCCAAAUUGAGCGAGUUAGUUAGUUGUAGUUGGCGCGCCUACUUGCUCAUAUCAGCCCCUCUCCGACGGGAAUUGAAUAAUGAAGAGGGUACCUCAUACAAAUUAUCUGCCUUAGGGAGGCCACUUUGUACAAUAUACACUAGAUUACCAGAGAUUUAUCAACAGGCACGACGCUUGUCUUCCAUGCAGCUGCAAGAUGGAGUGUGCAAGUUCACAUUAGAGUUUUGACCUGCGGAAGAUCUCUCUUGUUCUUCCAUGUCCAAUAACAGAAGAAAAUCUAUUCCCGUGUGGGUAGUAAGGCCCUUAUUGGUACUUUUUUCUGGCGACAUCGAUGUUUUACUUAAAUCCACUGUAAUUUCUGCGAUGACAUUGUUUUUUGCCCCUGUCAAGAGCAGGGGUCACUUGUGGAGUGCGAAUAAAAUUAAUCUGAAUCUGUAGCAAGCGUCUGUCGUACAUCGCCGACGUUAUCGAUAGAUGGUCUACUUGUCGUCCCCAUAUACUUAAGUAAAAGUUUGUUUCAUGAGUUCAUAAGGAUACUCCAAACGAAUCUAUCCGGUGACAGCUUUGUUUGUUUUCUUGUUAUUAUUUUAAGACUUCCAUGGUUUAUUCGAAAGGAGUCCAGUGACUUUUUGCUUAUGCUGAGCUAUUAAUACGUUUCUCGGAAUUCUGUACGUAUGAAGGAAGACAGGCCAAAGCUCAGUAUCGUGUCCGCAAGUAUUGUUCAUGAGGCGUCAGUAGUCCGUAGUUUCGUGUAGGGUCUGCCAGUAAAUAGUGCGAGGACGU